Messenger RNA from Cylicostephanus goldi, 573 nucleotides. NCBI's taxonomy places the organism in Eukaryota, Metazoa, Nematoda, Chromadorea, Rhabditida, Strongylidae. The record is from the annotation of a GenBank genome assembly.
AUGAUGCCAGUAAGCAUCAAUAACGACCUCUGGUUUAAUGUACCCGGAACACAGGAUUUAAUAGAAUCUUCCGGUACUGUUCCAUGCCCGCAUCCAUCUCCUAAACGGGCUAACAAGACGCAAAGUCUUUUAUUGCCAAAUACCGUCAACAACCACGCAAAACCCUUUCUCUUUAGUAGUCCACCUACGUUUUAUCGCAUUCUCGACAACUGCGCAUUAUCAGCUAUUCCGUACUUGGAAGCGCUGAAGGAGGAACAAGUGAACAUGGCUGUGCGCCUUCAGAAGCGUGGAAUCAUAAAGGAGAAUGUUUCACGGAUACGUAAUACCAGUAUGUUCGUAGGUCAAUCUCUGCUGUCCCUUCAUGAGUCGGCAACGCAAAAACUUUUGGUAGGUGUGGAAGAUGGUGGAAUGGUCAAAUGGUCAAUUCUAUACACGAUACUAUGGAUCGCCAUACCAGUCACGAUCAUCUUCUUCUGCGUAGUAGCUUGCGUGAUUUACGCGAAGCUUUUCUUUUUCAGGCGAGCAACAUCAACUGCCGCAUCAGCUAUGUUCAGCAAGGAAUUUUACUCCUAA